AUGGAACGGAACAACGCCACUGACCAGGCUGCUGCCAAGCAAAGCCGGAUUGAUGAGCUAAUUGCUGAACGCGAUGAACUUAGCCACACCCUGGUCCGCAUGACAGUCAGCAACCAAGCAGCAAGUCGAGGUGUCACCCCCUCUGAGACUACCCGGAGGUCUGUCAAGAUUGAUGACCCAAAACACCUCACUGACGGCAAGGAGCCAAAAUUUGAACACUGGCUCUCCCGGAUGAAGAACAAGCUCCGGGAGAACGCUGACCACUACCCUACUGAACGCAUGAGGAUUGCAUACAUCGAAAACCGGACUGAUGGGGACGCGGCACGUCACAUUGCGCCCCGUAUGAAGAGGACCACCCCGAGCGAUAUCAGACUGCAGAAGAGAUAUUUGAGCACCUCAAGUCAAUAUAUGAGGAUGCUAACAAGCUGCAAAAUGCCAAGAGGGGACUACAAGACAGACUUCAAUGACAAGCUGUCCUUUGACCUCCAGAAGAUGGUAGCAGUAGCCAAUGCGACCACUGAUACAUAUGCUGAGUUUCAGAAAAUCUGUGCGCAGGCAGCUCACACCCUCCAGACAAUCAAUGCCACCCAGAAAUCAAAGAGCUCGCGGGGAAAUGGGCCUAAUACCUUCAAACAGAACACCCUGCAGACCGCCAACAGUCAAACACCCCCCAGCAUCUCUACAACAAAAUCCCCUAUUGUGAAGGAGGCUUUGAGCUUUCGUCCGGAUAUUCAGUGCUACUACUGUAAGGAAAAAGGCCACAUUGCCAGGAACUGCCCUGCAAAGCAGAAGUCCCAGCAGGUGAUUGCUGAGCUCACAGGGAAUGAUGCCCCUGAGCCUUCAGCAGAUUCGGGAAAAGACUUUAAUGUACCAAUCAAAUUAGCCUACAAUGGAAUUGCUACUUCUACAAAUUCUCUUGCUGAUACUGGAGCAAAUGGUGCGAAUUUUAUUGAUACCCGAUAUGCCAUAGAAUUGGCAAGAUUCUUUGAUAGGAAGUUUCAAGAACUCCCAUUCAAAUGCCGCAUGAAGGGAUACAAUGGCGCCCCCGGCGGGGUGAUAGACCGCACAUUGACCCUAAACCUCUGGGUGGAUGGCCGGAGAUUUCAGAAUGUCCCUCUGCUGGUAACAGACCUAGGCCACGCACCCUACAGAAGUCAUGAAUCCAAUGCACUCUCUGCUCUCUUCGCGCAUAUGUCAUCUACUGCCAAGGCGACUGGGGAUGAACAGCUUUCCAUAAUAGAGCAUGCCUCUCCAGGUUCGCCUAACGUUUCCACAGGGAUCUCCCCCUUCCUCGCAGCAAAUGGAUAUGAACCCCGAAUGUCAUUUGACUGGCAACCACUGGCGGAGAAAUUGGACAUGAAUGAGAAAAGAAAUCGAGAAGCAGCAAGGAGCUUCAUUCACCGAAUGAGAGAGAUCUGGAACCAGGCGAGUAAAGGCAUAAAGACAGCACAGGAACAGAUGAAGAGGCAGACUGACAAGCACCAUCGAGAGCCUGACUUUGCAGUAGGAGAUUUUGUUUAUCUAACAUUGAAAUCAUACAAGAUGGAUCGACCAAGCCGUAAACUGGCAGAGCAGAAUGCCGGCCCCUUCAGAAUCCUGGAAAAGGUGGGCAAUGCCUACAAACUGGACCUCCCCAUAACAAUGAAAAUUCAUUCAAUCUUCUCCCCAGACAAGCUACGCAAGGACUCCAGAGACCCUCUACCUGGCCAGACUAUCAGACCACCAGACCCAAUUGAAAUAGAUGGUGAGAAUGAAUGGGAAAUAGAUCGUAUACUGGCCAGUAGAAUAAGCCGGAGCAAGCUGCAGUAUCGGGUGCGCUGGAAGGGGUUUGAUGAGGAUUCUUCAUGGUACCCCGCUCGCGACUUCAAAGGAUCACCACACGCCAUACGCGACUUCCAUGAGGCUAACCCUACAAAAGCUGGACCCCCAAGGCGACUAGAUGAGUGGCUGAAGGCAUGGGAGACAGACAGCUACCUGAAGGACGAGGUUGAUGACGACCUACCGGCAUGA
Messenger RNA from Paracoccidioides brasiliensis Pb18, 2010 nucleotides. RefSeq lists its product as uncharacterized. Gene Ontology annotation, molecular function: nucleic acid binding; zinc ion binding. The coding region runs from base 1 to 2010 and encodes 669 amino acids. The record is from RefSeq and is a predicted model, not a curated record. The transcript is spliced from 4 exons.